UCAUUAGAACGGAGGCCUUUGUCCUGUCGUGGCCUAUAAAAGUGAGCGCCAUGCGGUUUUAACUGCUUAGACACACUCGAAACAAUGGCCCACAACGUCAAGUGGAUGUCGAAGAGAAGCGCUUCGGGGAGCAGCAGACAGCGACUGCUGCAGCGCUGGAGAAGCCAUCCCCUAAAGCUGGCCAUCGUCAACACCUUCUGGGAGUAUACGGAGCGCACCAAGGUGAGCGGCAUGUGGCUGCUGCGACGCAAUCGCACCCAGGGACUCUCCAGAUUCAUUUGGUCAUCGGUGUUGGUGAAGCUGCUGCUGCUGAGCAUUUAUUUGACGCUGCUGCUCUGGCUCAAGUUCUACUCGUAUCCCAUACUAAACACCAUCUCAAAUGAUCUGCCCAUCACUGAUGUGGCCUUUCCAGGUGUCACCAUCUGCAGUCCCAAGGCAGUUAACACGGAACGCGUCCAUCGCUAUGUUCGAACGCUCAACAUACCCGCUGAAUAUGAUGCUGAUGAAGUAGCAGCUGGCUUUGAGUUUCUCAAUGCGUUCACGGAUCAGAGUUAUGUGGCACCUUCGCAUGAGAGCUACAAGGCAACGGAUGCAGUGCUCCGUCUGAAUAAUGUGUCCAUUUGGGAGGCAGCGAUGGCUGUCAGUCCGGGCUGUGCGGAUUUUGUGAAGCGCUGCUUCUGGGGCUAUUCGGAAUUUCAGUGCAACCAAUCGCACGAGUAUCUGUCCUUUAUACCCACAACGGCAUAUCUUGGUCCCUGCUGCUCCUUCAACUACAAUCCGCGCAAUGCCAGCUUCGUCCCCUUCUCUGCCAAUAUUUUUGGCAUGGACGGUGGCUUAACGAUUAUUGGCUCCGAAGGCUCCGAACACAAUCUGAGCACUGGUCUCAUUGUGCUCGUUCAUCAUCCAAUGGAUUAUGUGACAGAGACAUCUGCAUCCGUGACCAUAACUGCAAGAUCCGAGAGCUUUGUCGAAAUAUCGCCCACGGUGCAAAGCUCGUCAAUAGAGGUGCUGGAGCUGUCCGAGAGUAAACGGGACUGCCUCAUAUCAGAUGAUGUGAAUCUGCGCAACUAUCGACAGGCUGCCUGUUUGUUAGCCUGCCAGACGGCGGCGAUUGCCAAACGCUGCGGCUGUCAUCUCUACUUGCUGCCCAUUGUUAGUGGCCACGUCAAGGAAUGCAAUCUAAACGAUACCUUCUGCUACUCGAAAAACUAUGACAAUUUCAAGAGCGUUCGCUGUGACCAAUGCCUUCCAAACUGCUAUGACGUCACAUACUCUACGCUGUCCUACAAAACGGAUCUCAAUUUGCAUCAGUUCUCCGUGACCGGUUUUUACACAUCCGAGAUGCUUAGGAAUGAUAGUUUUGUGCUGCGCGUCUAUUUGGCCAAACAAGUGGUGCCAGUGAUUAGGAAAGUCACUGUCAUGUCCUGGAUUGGACUACUGUCUGAUUUGGGUGGCAUUUUCAAUCUUUGCCUGGGUCUGAGCAUGAUAUCCAUUGUGGAGUUCUUUUACUACUGCGUCUUUCGCUUGCACAAAAACUAUCAACAGCAAAAGCAGCUGCAGCUGAAGCAGGCUUGGAAAUAG
Molecule: messenger RNA, 1581 nt
Organism: Drosophila grimshawi
Lineage: Eukaryota; Metazoa; Arthropoda; Insecta; Diptera; Drosophilidae
Gene: ppk6
Product: sodium channel protein Nach
Exons: 6
Coding region: 85-1581 (498 amino acids)
Biological process (GO): sodium ion transmembrane transport
Cellular component (GO): membrane
Molecular function (GO): ligand-gated sodium channel activity
Source: RefSeq, a predicted model, not a curated record